This is a messenger RNA of Penicillium canariense, 522 nucleotides long. Its product is annotated as DUF4149 domain-containing protein. Bases 1 to 522 code for a protein of 173 amino acids. The transcript has 3 exons. NCBI's taxonomy places the organism in Eukaryota, Fungi, Ascomycota, Eurotiomycetes, Eurotiales, Aspergillaceae. The record is from RefSeq and is a predicted model, not a curated record.
AUGGAGAGCAUUCUACCCACUGUGGGGAAUCUGCUUCCCUACCAUAUCCUUCUGUAUGGAGCGCUCCUGGGAACAGAGUUGUUCCAGACCUUUGUCAACACAAAGCUUUGCUUCCAGGCACUCCCGAUGCGUGAAUUCCUCAUGUUGCAGAAACGACUGUUUCCGGUGUACUUCAAGUGCCAGGUUGGCCUGGCUGCUUUGACAGCGGCGACACACCCGCCAUAUAGCGUUGUGUCGUUGGCGAAGGAUCCGUGGAGCGCGGUCCCGCUUGUCGUGGUAGUCGUCACAGGCUCCUUGAACUGGUCUGUUUUUGGACCGCGGACAACCACUGCAUCUCUGGUUCGACGAGCACUAAGCGAAAGCCAAGGUACCCCAGCAGACCCAGAUAAAGGAAAAGUCUACCGUGCUAAUCGCAACUUUGCCCGAAACCAUGCCAUGUCCAUUCAUCUCAAUGCCAUUACUCUCGUGGCAACAAUUUGCUAUGGUUUCUCGCUGUCGUCGCGCCUUCUACCCAGGCUCUAG